GGCUCGUUUAAGCUGGGAGCUGCUCGUGUUCUGUCUGGCUGGCAGAUGCAGUGCCUAGUCCCCGGCCUCCAGGACAACGCCAACAUGAACGGGACGUCCGAGCAGGCCGACAUCCUGCCGCCAAACUGCAUGGUCAAAGACCGAUGGAAAGUGCUGAAGAAGAUCGGCGGUGGCGGGUUCGGGGAGAUCUACGAGGCUUUGGACCUGCUGACGCGGGAGAACGUGGCGCUGAAGGUGGAGUCGGCCCAGCAGCCCAAACAGGUGCUGAAGAUGGAGGUGGCGGUUCUGAAGAAGCUGCAGGGUAAAAAUCACGUGUGUAAAUUCAUCGGCUGCGGGAGAAACGACAAAUUCAACUACGUGGUGAUGCAGCUGCAGGGUCGAAACCUGGCCGACCUGCGGAGGAGUCAACCCAGAGGAACCUUCACCAUGAGCACCACGCUGCGGCUCGGGAAGCAGAUCCUGGAGUCCAUCGAAGCCAUCCACUCAGUGGGCUUCCUGCACCGCGACAUCAAACCGUCGAACUUUGCGAUGGGUCGGCUUCCCUCCACAUACAGGAAGUGCUACAUGCUGGACUUCGGUCUGGCGCGGCAGUACACCAACACCACGGGAGAGGUCCGACCGCCGAGGACCGUGGCAGGAUUCAGAGGGACGGUCCGCUACGCUUCAGUCAACGCUCAUAAAAACAAGGAAAUGGGUCGCCAUGACGACUUGUGGUCGUUGUUUUACAUGCUGGUGGAGUUCGCUGUAGGACAGUUACCAUGGCGAAAGAUCAAAGAUAAGGAACAAGUGGGUCAGAUUAAAGAGCGAUACGACCAUCGGAUGCUGCUCAAACACAUGCCGUCAGAGUUCAACAUCUUCCUGGACCACGUUCUGGCUCUGGACUACUACACCAAACCAGACUACCAGCUGCUGAUGUCGGUGUUUGAGAACAGCAUGAAGGAGCGAAUCAUCACAGAGAACGAGCCUUUUGAUUGGGAGAAGGGAGGCGGUGAUGUCACGCUGUCGACCAGCGCCUCCACCCAACCGCAGCACAACACCCGACCGACCGCCGCCAUGGUGGGAGCCAUCGUGACGCCGGUUCCUGGAGAUCCUCAGCGGGAGAACACGGACGAUGUUCUGCAGGACGAACAUCUGAGCGACCAGGAGAACGCCCCGCCGGCUCCACCCAGCCGACCUCCUCCGGGGGAAACGCCCGUCCAGCACGCGGGGGAGACGGGAGAAGCCUGGGAGGACACGGACUUCAACCGCAACAGACUCAGGAUCAGCCUUAACAAGGCGGCUCAGGAGGAGGAGUCGGGUCGGGCAGCGUGUCCGCCAUCGCCGGUUCGAGCCCCGGAGUCACCGAACGGUCAGGGUCGCUCUUUACGAUACCGCCGGGUCAACAGCCCCGAAUCUGACCGGCUGUCUGCCGCCGAGGGUCGAGCCGACGCCUACGGACAGAGGUCUCGGAUGGACAUCCUCGGCUCGCCGUCCCGUCACGUCUACUCCUCCCAGCCGGCCCAGAUGCUGUCCGUCGACCCCGGUUGCCGCGGCGACCGCCAGAUCAGCGGCCGCCAGGAGGUGUCGGUGGCGUCGGUCGACCAGGAGGCGCACAGCAACGCCUUCAUCCGCUCCGUCCCGCUGGCCGAGGAGGAGGACUUCGACAGCAAGGAGUGGGUGAUCAUCGACAAGGAGGCGGAGCUACGAGACUUCCAGCCAACCACGUCGGGGACCACGGACGAGGAGCCCGAGGAGCUCCGCCCCCUGGAGGAGCAGGAGGAGAGGAGGAGGCUCCGGGCGGCAGGCGGCGAGCUCGUCGUUCGUCCAAAGACUCACACGAGAGAGAGCAGCCGCGGGAUGCUAACGCUAACGGAGGAGGAGGCGUCGAGGAGGAGCGGCGGGAGCCCCGCCCAGUCGCCGUGCCACUCGCUGCCGUCGGGACGCCCCCGCCGGAGAGAGUCGGAGCCCACCGGACCUCAGAGACCGGUGUUGUCGCCCACGGAGCAGAGCGCCCCAUCACCGCCCUCCCCGGAUUAUCGGACAAAAGGCCAGGAUGACGAGAAGGAGCAUUUCCACAUCCUUCCUCAGCUUCAGGCCAAGAGGGCCGACUUCCUCACUGUCGUGCUGACUGGUACCUUGCCUCAACGCCGGAGCUUCGCCACACCAGACGAAGACAUCCCCGAACCCCCAGGGCCGAGAGAUGAUGAUGUCACAAAGAGUGAAUCCAACAGUGAGGCCAGUCAGAAGAGCACUGAACGCAGCCAGGAUGCGGCACCCUCCACGCUCAUGGCUGAGGACCAGAGGGGCCAAAGGGAGCAUGCCUCAGCUGCUGAUGCAGACCCUGAUCUGGAGGAUGCUUCCAAGACCCUCGUCCUCUUCUCCCCCGGAGACACUCGCAAGUCCCCUUCUGGUGGAGAUCAUGUUCUAGAGGGUGAGUUGGCAACACCGUUUGCCCUGACUCCCCGUAUCGACCGCCUCCUGGUUGGGGAAGGGAUCCAGCAAGAGCCUUCUGAGACUGGCCGUUUAUCCCCUGCUCUCAGGUCAGACCUGAGGCCUUCCACUCCCAUUGCUCCUGCUUCACCACCCUUCACCAAAGUUGAGCGCACUUUCAUACAUAUUGCAGAGACAUCACACCUCAAUGUCAUGUCUUCCAACGGUCACUCUGCCAAGGACAGUGACCGGGAAGUCUCCACCAUCAUGAAGGAUUUAAUUGAGGAUGACAGCCAUGAGCAGGUGGUGACGGAAGAGCCUCCAGAGGCAUCCGUGCCAGACCAACCGCCAUCAGUUGACAAACACCCUAAAACUGAGAAUGGUCCAUCACCUGUCCUGGCUCAGUCUUUGGAGCCUGUCCCAGAAGCCAUGUCACCAGUUCAUGAACAAAAACAGCCAUCGUCCAGUGAAGAAGCUGCCAAGGUUCAGGCAACUGCAUCCGAGCUACCAGUGAUCAUAAAGCCCAAGAUUCGCAGCCGAAUCCCUGUGCUCAUCUCUGAAGAAGACUCAGGCUCCGAGAAGUCCUCCUCCCUCUCGGCACGAGCUCGGCUUCAGCAGCGAGCCAGGCAGCUGGACUUGGCCCGCAUGCUGGUCCAGAAGCAGCAGGGUCGCUGGAUGAGGAGGAGGAUGUUGUCUGGGACAUCGUCAUCGUUGUCCUCUGGAGAAGAUGAGCAUCGGAGGGCAUCAGAAACUCUGUCCACCACCGGCUCAGAAGAGGACACACAUACCUCGGAUGAGUCCAGGAGGAGUGCCCGUCUCAAACCGACAGAAGAGCAGGGCUCCAAGGAGUGCAGGAGCAGGAUCCCCAGGCCUGUUACCCCUAUAAAGAGGCCUUCAGGGAAGCUUGCUGUUCCUUCUCCUCUCUCCUUGCCAGAGCCCAGCACUAUCGAAGGAGCAUCAUCCUUCAGCAACGGGCAUCAGAAAAUUGGACUAAGCACUCUCAGCACCCAACGAAAAUCAAAGCCAGUCCCAUCCAGAUCCUCCUCGUCAUGUCCCCGCCCCUCUGCUGUCCCCGCCCAGUCCGGGAGCCCUCGAAUGCCCCUCCGAGUCCUAUUUGGAACCCGCCGCAGCCUUAGCUCCAACCACUGCAGGACAGACAGCCCCUCUCCUCAGAGAGUAUGUCCGUCCAGGCAGCCCCUCUCCGUUCGAGCCCCAACCGUCCCUGUGCUACCACCCAGGACUACAACAACCAUGCGGCGCAGCGCCUCGCAGGAAGCCACCGCUCAAUCAUCCUCUGGCACCACGCCCACUCGGACCAGGCCAAAACCAGCUGCUGCAGCUAAGGGGAAACCGAAUGCCAGGGAGAAGUCGGUGCCCGCUAGAUAA
Molecule: messenger RNA, 3795 nt
Organism: Scomber japonicus (chub mackerel)
Lineage: Eukaryota; Metazoa; Chordata; Actinopteri; Scombriformes; Scombridae
Gene: ttbk1a
Product: tau tubulin kinase 1a
Exons: 15
Coding region: 46-3795 (1249 amino acids)
Biological process (GO): signal transduction; peptidyl-tyrosine phosphorylation; peptidyl-serine phosphorylation
Cellular component (GO): cytoplasm; nucleus
Molecular function (GO): protein serine/threonine kinase activity; ATP binding
Source: RefSeq, a predicted model, not a curated record